GAAGCCAUGUCAGCAGUACUUGCCGCCCCAACCCGUCAGACCGCCGCCCGGCAUCUCAUCGCUCAUGCUCGCAGCCUCUGGGCGGCAAAGCACCAGUCGGUCAGGCCCGACGAUUGCACCGCAGUCGUCCUUUUCCUCCCAGAGUUCGCCCCCUCAGGCCUCCUCUCUGGCUCUGCCUUGCCGCACUCCGGCCCCCUCUCUUCCACCCCUUUCUCUGGCCCUCUCUCCUCCACUCCCUAUUCUGGUCCCUUGUCGUCCAUCCCUCAUUCUGCUCCCCUCUCUAGCUUCCAUUCCCCGGGGCCACAAGGUUCGGAGAACACGUGGGAUGGGGGAGCAGGAGACGGGGCGGGAGGUGGGAGUGGAGGAGGGAGGAGGAAGAAGAGCAGCAGGAGGAAGUCAGGGCGGAGAGAGGCCGGGCUCAUGUCUUUCAUGGGUGCGGUGGAGGAAGGGAACGAGGAGGCUUUUGAUGAUACGGCGAGCAUAGCGAGUAUAGGCACCGUGUGCACGGACGCAUCGUUUGGUACGGUGAUCUACUCAGAAGCAGAUUACAAGCCAAGCCAAACGGCGGCAGCAGGGGUGGGCAAUCCUACUGUGGUGCUCACGCCUCCUGUGUGUGAGGACGGGUUUUACCGCGAUGACACGAUUCGAGUGCCUGUGGAGAGGCAGGUGGAGAGGGGGACAGAGAGGCAGACAGAGAGCCGGGAGAAGGAGAACAUGGGGAAUGGAGAUGGUGUGCGAUCAGUGCUGGGAAACACGGGCCAGGGCGUGAGCAGCAGCAGCACCAGCGACAGUGUUAGUCUGAGCAGUAGUGAUAGCAAGGCAGUGAAGCAAGGUGGCAAUGGGGAGGGCAGACGAAAUGUUAUCAGGCUGUUUUACAAUGGGGAAUUCGCCUCUGCUUCUGCCUCCGCCUCUGCCUCUCUAAGUAGCUCCAAGGUGGUGCCACUGCCACCUGAAGGCCACACCAACAAUGCCCCUGAAAACCCACCUGGGAAAGCACCUGGGAAUCCACCUGUCACCAUCUCCAUCUGCUCUGCUGAUGGUAAACUCCUGGUGCCUGAUGCCCGAGUCAUGGCUCCACCCAUGCGCUCUCGGAGUCUUACCGCCCUAUCUGGCUGCAUCGGUGGGGGCAUGGCUGGCACGGGCGGCACAGGCGGCACGGGCGGCAUGGGUGCCUCCUUGAGGGAAGUUCUGGGGAGCGAGGCCAGCAGCAGCUGCACCAGUGGCGGUGGUGGCAGCGGCGGGAUGGCAUGUGGUGGUGGCAGUGGGAAUGGGUGCAUGAGUGCGAGGAUGGCGGAUCGCUAUGAGAGUCUGGGCAGUGGUGCUGCUGAAGAAGCAGGGGACGGGGCAGAGUGCGGGGUGGGGAGUAAAUGGGGCAGCACGUGGGAGAUCAAGUGGGAGAGCAGCAGUGCAGGGUGUGGAGCGGCUGUGCGGUAUGCAGUGGCACGGCUGUGUUUGGACACGGUGUGGCACAAGUGCUGGCGCACAGAGCCGUGA
Messenger RNA from Closterium sp. Naga37s-1, 1494 nucleotides. Lineage: Eukaryota; Viridiplantae; Streptophyta; Zygnematophyceae; Desmidiales; Closteriaceae. The record is from the annotation of a GenBank genome assembly.